Naegleria fowleri is the source of this 3330-nucleotide messenger RNA. RefSeq lists its product as uncharacterized. Gene Ontology annotation, cellular component: cytosolic [4Fe-4S] assembly targeting complex. Lineage: Eukaryota; Heterolobosea; Eutetramitea; Acrasida; Naegleriidae. The coding region runs from base 1 to 3330 and encodes 1109 amino acids. Gene Ontology annotation, biological process: iron-sulfur cluster assembly. The record is from RefSeq and is a predicted model, not a curated record. The transcript has a single exon.
AUGCAAUCAUCAACGAAUACAGCGGCCAUGAUUGAGCCUGGAAGCAUCAUUCUCAGCGAAAUUGCUUCUCUCAUUGAUUCGUUUUGCAAUCCCGAUAUUCCAUCAUCGAAAAAAGAAGGAGCAAAAAGGCUUCUCAUUGAUCAUGUACAAGGCGGAAGACUCUCCAUCAAUGAUGGAAUUAAAUUAUUAGGCGAAUAUUUAAAUCAUGCAACCGAUGAAAAGAUUAGAGGCUCAGCCUAUGCAGUCUUACAUUUAAUUUUGGAAAACGUUCCCGAUCAAAGCAUGGACGAUGAUCAGCAAACAAAAUUAGUAACAACACUUUUGAGGUUUAUAACCGAUCGAUUGUAUGACUUUGAUUGUUUGGCAACACUGGUACCUUGCUUAUUUGUGUGUUUCAAUCGAUGGUUUAGCCUCAUAUCGACCGAGCAAUGCACACACAUUGUUCUUCAAUUUUUCGAGAAUGUUAAUGUUCAAUCCAUGGCAAGUACAUCAGGUGUACAGAGCGCAACAAAAACACGAGGCAUGUGUUUUGAAUGGUUCAAUCUGCUGAUUGACAAAUUUCCAUCCAUUGUCAAGUCUGUGAAUUUUUUGAAUGGUUUUAUUCAAUCGAUUGAAGGAGAACGAGAUCCUGCAAAUCUCAUGACUUGUUUUGAUAUGGUUCCUCGAAUUAUUGAACUAUUCGACAUUCAUUCUGAGAACACUGAAAAAAUUUUGACAGGCAUUUCUGAUGAUUUAUUUGAUGUCACCAGUUGUUAUUUCCCAAUUACAUACACUCCUCCUCCAAAUGAUACAAGAGGUAUCACUAAAAACGAUAUUUCAAACAAGCUUUUGAAAUGCUUUGCAUGCAACAAGUACUUUGCUCCAAGCCUAUUUCCAUUUCUUUUAGAGAAGCUUUCAAGUGAUCUAAUUGAAACCAAACUUGAAGCAUUAGAAUACAUGUGCUAUUGUAUUGAAAGAUAUGGAUCUUCAGUGGUAGAGGAGUAUUUGACUGAAAUUUGGGCAUAUAUUAAGGCGGAGGCUGUGAAAACCAGUUCCAUGGAAGUCAUGAGAAAGUGCUAUGAAUUCAUAACGAGAACAACACGAGUGGUUGUCAUUCCAAACGAUCCUAGUAUUAGACAAUUUGAUGUACCAAAUAUUGAAGCUAUUGUGAGAACUGCCCUCGCUGAGUUACGUUCCAAAGAGUGCAAAUUGGCUGCACAAUAUGCUCGAAUGCUCUAUGCCUGUGGAGUUGCUUCCAGAGAAAUUUCUGUAAUUGUUUUCAAUAGAGUUUUUCCAGAGCUUAUUACCGUUCUUAGCGAAUCAGAGAAUUACGAUAAAAUCUAUGGAACAUUUAUCAUGAUGACGCAAGUAUUGCAAGCGUUGGCAGAGGCAUUCACUGCGUCACACUUGAAUAGCAUUCCACAAAAUAUUAUUCAACAGAUCGGACAAGCACAGACAUUAUUUAUUUCCAUGUACGAAGAGCAAUUCAACAAAGAUGACAAGGAAAUGAUUCUUGUCAUUAUCGAAUUAAUCUCAAGAUUUGCCGUUUUCAGAAUUGAGUCCACACUUUUGAAAGACGUCUAUGUGAACAGAAUUUUAUUGAAAUCAUAUGGAGAGGACAACAAAUCGUUUACACUCUUACAUGCUACAUCUUUAGAUGAAUACAAGGAUCGUUCCAUUAAGGAUAUUUCUUGGAUCUACAAAUAUGCACCAGACAUUAUUCAAAAAGAUGUAAUCAUUCCACUCAUUCAAGUGCUGUACGAGUGUCAAAACCGCUCAGAAAUUAUCCACCGAAUUUUAUCUGUCAUUUCACAAAUAGGCACUGUUUGUUCAACUCUAACACCAUUUAUUACUGAACAAUUAUUUGAGAGAAUUUCCUUCAAUUUAACACAGUCGAAUGAGAAUAGGGAAAUCGAGAAAACGAAAAUAUUUGAGACCAUCAGUGGAUUAGACCUUACCACUAUUGAAGACUCUCAGAAAAUGAAGUAUAUUAGAAAAAUGAUUGAGCUUGCCGAAAUGGAGGAGGACGUUGUUGGCAACAACAAAUACAACAACCAUAACAAUAAUGAAAUGAUGACCGACGAAGAUCCAGUGGAAGCAGAAAUAGAGGAUUCAUUUGGAUCAUCACAGUGUGGAACUGGAUGUGGGCACAAUCAUUCACACGACCAUCGAGGAGAAAUGUCACAUAUAUGCCUCUUACUAAAUCGCUCACUGCCAUUCGAGAAACAACAACAAGUAUUAGAUGAGUUACUACAGCGAAAUAUUGGUGUUCGACUUUCUGGUCCUUCCAUUAAGAAGUUUGCAUCUGUUUUUUCAGCUCUAAUUGUUUCAUGCAAUCCGCAAGUGAACAUGACAAGUAUUGUAGAAAUGUCUGGAAAUUUAUUGAGUUUGUCCUUGCAAAAUUUACAUCCAAUUAGUGUCACCAGUUCCCUCUCCCAAGCUAUUGCCUCUCUUCUUAACAAAAUUCCUAUCGAAUCGGACGAGUUUAAAUAUCUGACUUCCCUUUGUAACACUCUCGUUUUGGAACCUCUUUCUCAAGUGUUGAAUGGAGUUGCUACUGACACAGAUCAUAUUUUAUCAUUGGACCGAUAUUUAGAAGUCUUGUCUUGGAUUUUGAAAGGACUUGUCAUGAGAGGCGCCUACUUGUAUGCAGAUGCAUAUUCCAAUAUUUUGUGUUCGUGCCUCGUCUUUGACUUUCCUCAACAACAUCAUUCAUCAAAACUCAACAAGAAAGCUGCUGAUUGUUUUUUGACAGCCAUUGGAGAAGAUGAAAAUUCACUCCAUAAGGAUAAUCACGCUCUUGUGCAAGUUCUAUACAAGCAACGAUUCUUUGCAAUGAAUGUCAGAAAAUUAAUGGACUCCAUAACUACUACUAGUCAUCAACCACAUAUUGUUGGAUCCAUUUUGUUGGCCCUUUCAAAUUUGAUUCACAAUGUUCCAACUAGUGUGAUUUUGAGUGAAGUGAAAAAUAUUUUCCCAAUAGUUCUGAAAUUCUUAGAAAUGCGUCCUUCCUUGGCACAAGAUGAAGCUCAAACCGAGGAAUUAAUUUACGCUGCCAUUAAGACAACAUUAACCUUGUUGACAGAUGCAAAACAGGAAAUGGCUGUACAUUUGAGUGCCAUUGUGCCAAUACUUUUGGAAACUGCGAAGUAUCAACGGUCACAAAAUAUUCGAGUGCUGUCGUUGGAGGCGCUUCAUGAAAUUACUAUUGGGUUUCCUUAUCAUGAAAUAUUUCCACUUAAGAAGGAGAUUAUUAGAGGUUUAGAGUCUUGUUUGGAUGACAAGAAGAGACGAGUGAGAAGAGCUGCAGUGAAAUGUAGGAAUGCUUAUUUUGUCAUGUCAAAGAAUUGA